Gryllus bimaculatus (two-spotted cricket) is the source of this 1868-nucleotide messenger RNA. NCBI's taxonomy places the organism in Eukaryota, Metazoa, Arthropoda, Insecta, Orthoptera, Gryllidae. The record is from the annotation of a GenBank genome assembly.
CACGUCGCACGGGGCUCGGAGCACAGAUUGCCGAGGACACACGACACAACAAACGAUUUCCUCACACACGCGACCCAACCGCUGCCGCAAUGCUGUGACACUAUUUUCAAAACGUGAUCCUUUGUGAAGUCCUGUUGGGGACGAACCAAAGUCAUUAUGUCGUCCAUUUAUUCAGUGAGAUUCGUAAUUGACCACCUAUGAUUUAAACUUAAUCGAUGCGGCAUCAGCCAAACCAUUUGCCGCAAGAGCUGAGUGUACCAUUUCGUCUGCGUGCCAGCGCCGCAGCCAUGCAGCUACGCAGCAGCAGACGCCGUAGCAACAGCUGCUGGCGCUGCCUGGCGGCCAGCGCCCGCGGGCUGAGGGGCGCGGGGCGCCUGCUGCUCGACUACUGCGACUUUUCCUCCUUCCACGGCCUUCGCUUCAUCGCCGACGAGCGGCGCCACUGGACCGAGCGUCUCUUCUGGCUGGCGUGUUGCCUGCUGUCGUGGUACGGGUCCAUUCUUCUCAUCCGCGCCUCGUGGGACGCCUUUCAGAACAACGCCAUCAGCUUCAACACGGAGACCAACUACCUCUCCUGGGACACCAAAUUCUUUAGCGUUACUGUUUGCGAUGAAGAGCCUAGCAAGUACAUUGAGCUGGUGAUGAAAAACGAGAGUGGAAGCAGAAGAUUGCUAUUGGAAAAUCUAGCAUUCUUCAAGUACAAAAUAGUAGGAAUCAGAGCAAACAAAUGUUUUGAUCCCAAAGGAACUUUUAUCCCAAGCUCACAAUGCCCGACAGAUGGCUUCAAAGAACUUCUUACCAAGUUUCGGAGGCCAUGUGAACAAAUGUUCGGGGAGUGCAGGUGGAACGACGUUCCCUUUCCGUGUUGCCACCAGUUCUUGUUUCUGGAGAAUGAGUAUAGCACAUGCUAUUCUUUCAACAACAUCCAUACUGCAGAACCAAAGGUUGCACUCGACUUGAUUUCUAAUCGGAAAAAGGGCCCAGGAACUCUUUUCUUCGAAGUGAACGUCAAAAGUAAGUUUUACGUGAUGCCACGGCACGAGGUGCCCACCCUGAACACCAACGAGGUGUUCCUAUUGGUGCCACCACAGCAGAUCAAGCAACGCGUCUUGUACAACAUCAAGGAGGUAGAGAACGACCCGGAGGUGGCGCAAAUCACGCUGCACCAGCGCCGCUGCCGGCUGGAGGAGGAAGGCCUCGGGGUGUACCGCAAGUACUCGCACAGCGCCUGCAUGGUGCAGUGCCGCAUCGAGGCCCAGCGCCGCCUGUCCCAGAGGUCCAUCACGGAGAUGACCUUCGACCGCCUGCCGACCAUUCGCUUCCGCCGCAACGUCGUGCGCACCAAGUUGGAUCUCGUCGGUGAGCGGCUGCGCUGAGCGCGCGGCGCGUGUGCGACGGAGCCCUUUCCUCCUCCCGUUGUGUACUUGCUGGAACCCGUUUCGUAACGACCCUCAUUUCUGUUAUGUCAAAAAAAAAGGGAUGUACUAGGGAAAGCCAAAGUCGCCGUUAACCAGGAGGAUGUCCGAUGUUCACUGCAGAAGCCCCGAUUUUACCGUUCAGGAGAGAGAAUCCGUUCAACUUCGCCGCUUCGUUGCCACUAAUCACUAUAUCACACGCAUUCACCAUACUGCCGGUAGGCACUGACUGGCUGGGGUGCAGAUUUAUAUCCCGCUGGGGCUGAGGGUCCGCUGGCUAUAAGCCCCGGGGUAAGGGUGGUGGCGCGCUUUGCUUUGCCUAGCCGCGGCGGCGGCUGCUGCUGCUGCUGCUGUCGGUCUCUAUUGAGUGGCGUCAGAACUCUUGUUUUGGCGGCUCUUUCAAGGGUGCGCGGGUGACUACCGCAGUUUCGAUACAUAUUUCAUUAUGAUACA